UUAGGUGUGACCUUCCAAGGAUGGUGCAGGAAUCUGUCCAUCAGCAGGCUCGCCAGGGUUGCGUCCUGCCCAGUGCAUGAGUCAGCACGCAAGUGGUUAAGUUGGCUGGUGAGCCUUGGCUUCCCUGGGUAGAGCAUCCAGCCUCCAAGAGUUAACCUGCAGCAGUGCUCAGAGGAGCAGGGGCAGAGGAUAUCAAAGCGUCCCGGCACUCUGGCUUGCAGGGGAAUGACAUGCGGUUUUGAACAAGCAGCUGCCGCAGCAGGUCUGGUAGGUUCCAGAAAGUACUAGGAAGUCUGAGUCCAGGAACGUGCAAGGGGAAAGAGAACAAGAUUCUGGAUGGCCAUUUCCUUUCCUGAGAUGUGAAAGCUUUUUUGAAUAGGAGAAUCAGGAGAAAUGGCCAAACGCACCUUCUCUACCUUGGAAAUGUUCCUGAUUUUCCUUCUUAUAAUGAUGACUGCCAUCACAGUGGCUCUUCUCAGCCUCUUGUUUAUCACCAGUGGGACCAUUGAAAACCACAAAGAUUCAGGAAGCCAUAUUUUCCCAACCACUCAGGGUCCCACGUCCACCCGGAGCCCCGUGGCCACCCAGGGUUCCGUACCCAGCCAGGGUUCCACAGGCACCCAGGGCUCGACGGCCACCCACACUUCCUCAGUGACACGCACUCCGGAGCCGCCUCUGUUCCAGAACUUCAGCGGUUAUCACAUUGGUGUUGGACGAGCUGACUGCACAGGACAAGUAGCAGAUAUCAAUUUGAUGGGCUACAGCAAAAAUGGCCAGAAUGCACGGGGCAUCCUCACGAGGCUAUACAGUCGUGCUUUCAUCAUGGCAGAACCUGAUGGGUCAAAUCGAAUAUUGUUUAUCAGCAUCGACAUAGGCAUGGUAUCCCAAAGGCUCAGGCUGGAGGUCCUGAACAGACUACAGAGCAAAUAUGGCUCCCUGUACAGAAGAGACAACGUUGUCCUGAGUGGCACUCACACACACUCGGGUCCAGCGGGAUAUUUCCAGUAUACUCUCUUUGUCAUUGCCAGUGAAGGAUUUAGCAAUCGAACUUUUGAGUACAUGGUCAGUGGUAUCAUGAAGAGCAUUGAGAUAGCACACACAAAUAUGAAACCAGGCAAAAUCUUUAUCAAUAAAGGAAAUGUGGAUGGUGUGCAGAUCAACCGAAGCCCUUAUUCUUACCUUCAGAAUCCUCAAUCGGAGAGAGCGAGGUAUUCUUCAAAUACAGACAAGGAAAUGGUAGUCUUGAAAAUGGUAGAUUUGAAUGGAGACGACUUGGGCCUUCUCAGCUGGUUUGCUAUCCACCCAGUCAGCAUGAACAAUAGCAACCAUCUUGUGAAUAGUGACAACGUGGGCUAUGCAUCUUAUCUUUUUGAGCAAGAGAAGAACAAAGGAUAUCUACCUGGAGAGGGACCAUAUGUAGCAGCUUUUGCUUCAUCAAACCUGGGAGAUGUGUCCCCCAACAUUCUCGGCCCACAUUGCAUCAACACGGGAGAAUCUUGUGAUAACGCCAAUAGCACUUGUCCCAUUGGUGGGUCUAGCAUGUGUAUGGCUAUGGGACCUGGACGGGAUAUGCUUGACAGCACACAGAUUAUAGGACGGACUAUAUAUCAGAGAGCAAAGGAACUGUACGCCUCCGCCUCGGAGGAGGUAACCGGACCCCUGGCGGCGGCGCACCAGUGGGUGAACAUGACGGAUGUGACCGUCUGGCUCAAUUCCACACACGCGGCAAAAACAUGUAAACCAGCACUGGGCUACAGUUUCGCCGCUGGCACGAUUGACGGAGUUGCAGGCCUCAACUUUACGCAGGGGACAACAGAAGGGGAUCCAUUUUGGGACACCAUUCGGGACCAGCUCCUGGGCAAGCCAUCUGAAGAAAUCAAAGAAUGUCAUAAGCCAAAGCCAAUCCUCCUUCACACUGGAGAGCUAUCAAAACCUCACCCCUGGCAUCCAGAUAUCAUUGAUGUUCAGAUUAUUACUCUUGGAUCCUUGGCCAUAAGUGCUAUCCCUGGGGAGCUUACGACAAUGUCUGGACGAAGACUUCGAGAGGCAGUUCAAGCAGAAUUUGCAUCAUAUGGGAUGCAGAAUAUGACUGUUGUUAUUGCUGGCCUAUGCAAUGUCUAUACUCAUUACAUUGCCACUUAUGAAGAAUACCAGGUGCAACGAUACGAGGCAGCAUCUACAAUUUAUGGGCCACACACUCUGUCUGCCUACAUCCAGCUCUUCAGAGGCCUUGCUAAGGCCAUUGCUACGGACACAGUAGCCAACCUGAGCAUAGGUCCAGAGCCUCCAUUUUUCAAACAACUAAUAACUCCAUUAAUUCCUAAUACUGUGGAUAGAGCACCAAUAGGCAGAGCCUUUGGGGAUGUUCUGCAGCCAGCAAAAGCUGAAUACAGAGUGGGAGAAGUUGCUGAAGUUGUAUUUGUAGGUGCUAACCCAAAGAAUUCAGCAGAAAACCGGACUCAUCAGACCUUCCUCACUGUGGAGAAAUAUGAGGCUACUUCAGCAUCGUGGCAGAUAGUGUAUAAUGAUGCCUCCUGGGAGACCCGUUUUCACUGGCAUAAGGGAUUACUGGGUCGGAGCAAUGCAACAAUAGAAUGGCAUAUUCCGGACACUGCCCAGCCUGGCAUCUACAGAAUAAAAUAUUUCGGACACAAUCGGAAGCAGGACAUUCUGAAGCCCGCUGUCAUACUUUCAUUUGAAGGCACUUCCUCCGCUUUUGAAGUUGUAACUACUUAGAGAAAAGUUGACAAAUCAUUUGAAGACCAGCUUUAUUCUGUAUACCGUAUAUAAGUGAUUUCACGUGAAUGUGAACUAAAUGAAUUACCAUGUUGACCUCUAUAAUCGUCCCUGUUUGGGGACAGGGAGAGUUUACUGCUAAUGGGACAGAAAUGUGUGUGUGUGUCUGUAUCUGUGUUUGAGAGUGAGAGAGAGAGGGAGAGAAGGAGAGAGAGAAAGAGAGAUUGUUCCAUUUAUCUUGCUCCGGCAGCCAUGUACCUCGUGGUCUUCAGCUUAAAGCAUGAUUUCCCUUGAGGCCUUGGGGUUGUUUAAGGGACAGUUCCUUCAAUACAAAACCUCUGAAAUAUUAGUAAAAAUGGUUGAAGAUAUGUGAACAAUGUUUAACAUAUUUUAUUUAUAAAAUUGUUGAAUGUUAGCACUGGAAGAGUUUAUAGGAAUCUAGUUUGAUUCUUCUCAUCAUACAGAUGGGAAAUAUGAGGUUUUGUGGAUUUCAGAUUAGACUAAAGUUAUAGGACCUUGCUCCCAGUCACAUUUACAAAAUAUUAUAUAAACCUUGGCCAUAAAUGUAUAAGCCUAAUCAGAGAAAUAGAAAGUUAGCAUGCCAGUUUUCUUACAUUCAGAUGAGCAUAGCCUUACUAAUCAGUCACCCUGCAAUUGGCAUGCCUAGUCCAGAGUUGUUGAUGCUCGAAUCAUUUCUGGAAUUGCCUUCAGAGCCCAAUUAUGAGAGAGUCAGACUUGUAAUAUUUUGAUCAUGCCUUGUGUUUUCCUAAGUGUCCUUAUCCCAGUGGAUUGUGUCUCUCAUUCUCAAGGCUUAUUCUAAAUGAUUUUUGACUGUUUUCAUUAAUCCAAUUCACCCCAAAUAACAAAGCUUUGCCAUUAGUGUAGAUAUUAAAAUGAAAGUGUUACUGGCUGGGAAGGUAAUCCUUAAGAGGGAGGUUCUAAAUUUACUUACUGUUCUUUUAUCACUUGCUCACUCACUCACGCACUCAUUCAUUCACGGACUCAUUCAAUCACAGAAUAUUUAUUAAAACUUACUCAUAUGCCCUGCAUUUUACUAGUACCUAGGCCUUGACAAUUAGUGAUCGUAUUUGGGAUGAAUGUGUAAGUGUCAAAAGGUGACUAAUCUUAAGGAGAAAAUAUUCAAUUUUGUGUAUAAAUUCUGGAGAGGUGUUUAAAAAUCAGUAAUCUGCAAGUCACAUCUUAUACAGCAUUUGUGUUGGAUACUCUAAUCUUGGGGGAAAGAGGCUCCAGACAACUUGAUAAAUACUGUUUUGAAAUUUAUUUUGAGGCAUUAUGAAAUACCCAGCUCAAUGUCCCAAAGAAUAAGGUAUGACAAUCUGACAUCAAUUGCUUCCAAGUACUAAUUGCAUUCAAAAUUAUUAUUUAAGUUAACUAGGAGUUUCCCAGACUGUCAAAUAAAUUUCUAAACCACACGUCAUACUUUUGUAUGUAUGUAAAAGCUUUGGCAUUUAGGAGAAAAAAAACCAACCUUUAUUUCAAAAAUAAACUUUAAGGUUUGAAAAUAUUAAUAAUAUAAUUAUAAUAAUCCUAACAAUAUAUGGCUUAAUCUCUUACACAUAAUAUAUUGAAUUAGAAUGAACCUGGAACACUUUUUGAUGAAUUGCUAUUCUAGAGAUUGUUUCUAUGGAAGUUAAUGGCUGGAGAAGUAGCUAAUCAAAUCAGAUUUUCAAGGGUUUGUCAUCAUUUUUCCUAAUGACACCAUAGUCUUUAGUGUAAAACUUCCAGGGCCUAAAAGAGAAGGAGAUUUUGAAAGUAGUUGACUGUAGACAAAAAAAAAUUAUAUUAGUACUUAUGAUAUGGUUUUAAAAAGAAUAUUUCUCAUUACCCAGAAAAGUUUAUGAAUUAUUUUCCACCACCUCCAUCCCUCCACCAGAGCUUCCCUCAGUCUGCUUGUCAUUCCCUGUUGCUCCCUAGCAGCUGUUCCAAGGUGGCUACCUUGUACCACCUACUAAACCUUCUGCAUCCAGCCUUCUGUUGACCAGUACUCUUGGCCCCAGAUAACCCACAGAAACCUAGCUAUCAUCUCUUCCAGCUCAUGCAGUUCAUGUUUUGCAACUUAUGUGUAAAAAGAAAACCAAAUUUUUACAUUAUAGAUAUCAUAGUUAUUCAUCUACACAUAAAGAACACCAGGAGGUAACAGAUCUGAUCUGUUGAUCUAAAAAAAUAGAUUCAAUUUGUGUCUGUGGCUGCUGCUGGGAGUGGCUCAUUGGAGCCAAACCAUGUGUUGGAAACUCCUGAGAAGGGUGGAAAAUAGUGGGUUGGGUAGGUGGGAGAACGAUUUUGGAGAAGAUUUUCUUUUGUAUAUCAAAGUGUCUGUGUUUUAUUUGUUGGACUCUGCCUACUCUGGUUUUAAGGAUUCUGUAACUUAAAAAAACACUGAAUGGUCCCCCUUCCAGGUCUAUAUUUUUUGAUGCAUAUUAUGUAAAAUUGUCAAUAUUAAAUAGAACGUUUAAUAAUAAAUUAAGAAUUACACUUGUGAAAGUAUUUUCUAAUGAGAGGUAAUGUAGACAAAUAGACACUUUUUUUUUUAAAGAGAUGGAACAAAAGGUUGUAGAUUACAUGUAAAUCAGGUUGGAAAGUGGUACAAAUGACUUCUGUAAAUAACCACUCAAAAACAAUGGAACUACUUCAUCAGUUCCUUCCCCAUCUCAGAAGAUCUACUGCUGGUAAAUACAUAUGGUUGUCUCUCUC
Molecule: messenger RNA, 5448 nt
Organism: Microcebus murinus (gray mouse lemur)
Lineage: Eukaryota; Metazoa; Chordata; Mammalia; Primates; Cheirogaleidae
Gene: ASAH2
Product: N-acylsphingosine amidohydrolase 2
Biological process (GO): sphingosine biosynthetic process; ceramide catabolic process; long-chain fatty acid biosynthetic process
Cellular component (GO): extracellular region
Molecular function (GO): N-acylsphingosine amidohydrolase activity
Source: RefSeq, a predicted model, not a curated record